Molecule: messenger RNA, 1035 nt
Organism: Aspergillus mulundensis
Lineage: Eukaryota; Fungi; Ascomycota; Eurotiomycetes; Eurotiales; Aspergillaceae
Product: NmrA-like family protein
Exons: 1
Coding region: 1-1035 (344 amino acids)
Source: RefSeq, a predicted model, not a curated record
AUGCAAACACCAAACCCCCCAACAAUCCUCCUCAUCGGCGCAACCGGCAACACGGGCCGCGGCGUAACCACCACCCUCCCCUCGCUCCUCCGCACCAGCACCAACCACUCCACCCACCGCAUCCUCGCCCUAACCCGCUCCCUCACCUCCGCAGCCUCGCAAUCCCUCCUCGCCAACCCCGCCAUCCAAGUCCUCGAGCACCCCUGGCCCGAACUCACCACUUCCUGGCUGCGCACCCACAACGUAACCCGCAUCUUCAUCGCCCCACACAUCAACACCACCCUCUUCGCCGAGGAAUCAGCUCUGCUCAUUGCAGCCCUCCACGCAGACGUUGAGUACAUCGUGCGCGUGUCCACGAGCGCCCCGAACGUCCGACCCGAUAGCCCCGUCUACUACGCACGCAUGCACUGGGCCAUCGAGAACAUGCUGUGCUCUAAGGCGUUCGCAAGGAGCAGGAUGCACUGGACAAGCCUGCAGCCCAACGCAUUCGCGCCGUUCUUCCUCUCCGCGGCAGCGGGGUACAUCAACGAGUUCCGUUCGACAGGAAGCCAGGAUAGCCUUGCGCUGAGACUCAUGGCGGCGGAGGACGUUGGCUCUGCCAUAAUCGACCCGGGUGAGGUGGGCGUUUUCGCGGCGCACCUGCUUGCGUGUCCUGAGACGGCGGUGCAUCACGGGAAGAAGUACGUGUUUAAUGGGCCUGUGGAUAUCACCGGCAAGGAGAUUGUGGGACUGGUUGGGGAGGUUAUUGGGGAGGCUGUGAGGAAGGAGAAUGUGGUGUAUCAGGAUAUGUCGGUUGUGGAUGAGGUGAUUUUGGCGAUGACUAGUGAGUCGAGGAAUGUUGUUGGUUCUAUUCGGUAUGCUAUGGAGGCGUCGUGGAGGGGGGAGUGUAGGGUGGAGACGACGAGUCCGGAGGUGCGCGAGAUUGCGCCCGCUAGGAAGACGCCGGGGGAGGUGUUGAGGGAGUUGGUGGACGGGGAGGAGAAUGGUCGGGCUGGGGGGCUUGGGAAGGCGCCGGGGAUGCCGUCGUUGUAUUGA